Penicillium cataractarum is the source of this 180-nucleotide messenger RNA. Its product is annotated as porphobilinogen deaminase Hem3. The transcript has a single exon. The record is from RefSeq and is a predicted model, not a curated record. Gene Ontology annotation, biological process: tetrapyrrole biosynthetic process. NCBI's taxonomy places the organism in Eukaryota, Fungi, Ascomycota, Eurotiomycetes, Eurotiales, Aspergillaceae. Gene Ontology annotation, molecular function: hydroxymethylbilane synthase activity. The coding region runs from base 1 to 180 and encodes 59 amino acids.
AUGACUGCCAUCGUCGUCAGUCUGGAUGGCUCCCGGAGCGUCCAGGAUACUGUUGAUGCAAAACUCAGAACUGCCGACGAGGCGAACGCACUUGGCGAAGAACUAGCCGCAAGAAUAGUCGUGGGAGGGGCAGAGGAGGGUUUGAACGACAUUAACGCUAACCGGCCUGCUAAGGACUGA